Glycine soja is the source of this 480-nucleotide messenger RNA. RefSeq names its product bone sialoprotein 2-like. The record is from RefSeq and is a predicted model, not a curated record. Bases 1 to 480 code for a protein of 159 amino acids. The transcript is spliced from 2 exons. NCBI's taxonomy places the organism in Eukaryota, Viridiplantae, Streptophyta, Magnoliopsida, Fabales, Fabaceae.
AUGAACAGUGGUGCCAUUGAUUUUGUCGAAGAAAACGGAAACGGGAGCGACUCGGACGCGAAUUCUGAUGAUGCAACGGAGUACUACCAGCCGAUUUCCGCCAUUGACGACGACGGGAGCUCAGACGACGAGCACGGCAGAGAGCUCCGGCACGUUCCGAAUGGUUUCGCGGUGCACGUCGUGACGAAGAAUGAGAUCUCGUCUCUGGAUCUUAACGACAUCGCAGAGAAGAGCAGCAGCGACGAAGAGGAGGAACAAGAAGAAGAAGAAGAAGAGAGGAGUAGAGAGGAUUUCGAGAGAGCGCUAAAAGAAGAAGAGAACCGACGAAAUGCGCCGCUGACGACAGAGAACGCAACCAGAGUUAUGGAUGCGAUGCGCAGAGUGUCCUUCGCCGGAGUGGUUCCCGAUUGGGCUGCUCGAGAUCCCGAUGAUCACUGGGUCAAUCAGCUUCGCCGAUUGAGACAAUCGUCGAACACUUGA